AAUCAGUCAUGACUAACAACUCCUUGAACGACACCCAGAAAUGGGAAUGCGUCUGGUUGAGGUUACAUAUAAAUAUAGUAGUUAUCGGUGCAACGAGUGUACUCGGAAUUAUCGGAAAUAUGGCAGCUUUCUACAUCUUAGGAAGAGAUAACCUAAGCCCCGUUGCAUCUUUCUUGCUACGGGUCUUGGCUAUAGUGGACAAUUCAUGCUUAAUUCUGGCGUUUAUUCAUAUACUUGUUCGGGACAUCCUUUACGUUGCUACUGAAGAUUUUCAAGUACACUCCAAAGAUUUGAGUUGGGCCUACUUUAGAAACUAUACCUAUCCAUUGCUAUUCGUCAGUCAAAUGGCUACCAUGUAUAUGACGGUAUUAAUUGCCGUUUCCAGGUUUGUCGCUGUAAAAACACCUUAUAAAGCAGCUGAAUGGUUCAGCAUGAGAAAUACCAAAAUAUUAACGGUUAUAGUUUUAUUAUUCAGGGAUGUCGAGUAUUAAAGUAUUUAAUAAUAGUAAAAAUAUUGAAUCUCUAAACUUUUUUCCGUUCUCUUUCAAUCUCUUUUUUUUAUCUUUCUCUCUCCUUCUCUCUCUCUUCUCUGUCUCCACUUAAUAUUUUUCAUCUUUUCCUUUCUCUGUCUAAAUGUCUAGCUGUCUCUCUCCCACCCUCCUUUAUUUUUCUUUUCUAAAUCCAUAAGACUUAAGUGUGAAUACCUUUCUUAACCAUUUUUUUUUCCUUUUUUUUUUUACACCACUCACAAAUUAUUGAUUCUCUCCUUCAAUGAUUAACGAUUUAUGUUAAAAAUCAGGCAGUUUUUUUUUAUUUAUAGCAAUAAAGUAUAUAUAAAUAUGUAAAGAUACAUAAAAUAUAUUUUAUAUUAAAG
Dimorphilus gyrociliatus is the source of this 874-nucleotide messenger RNA. The record is from the annotation of a GenBank genome assembly. Lineage: Eukaryota; Metazoa; Annelida; Polychaeta; Dinophilidae.